GACGUAUUUCCGCUCAGAUUUCCUCCAUGUGAAGGCAGAAGAAGGUGAAUUUUCAAACCAGAAAACACCUUCCAGGCAAAACCAUCGCAAAAAUGUUCAAACUUGAAGGACUCGGGCCUAAAAUGGACCCAGAGGAGAUGAAGACGAAAAUGCGGCAAGACGUCAUCUUAUCGUUACGAAACUUCCUUAUUUACGUCGCUUUGCUCAGAGCCACCCCGUACGUGUUAAAGAAACUGGACAGCAUAUGAGUCGGGUCCCAUGGUCCAGGCCUCCAUCCACAGAGGUUCCUACAUCACAGACGGCGAGGACCUCCUCAUGAAGCCGGCUCGGCCUGUUCCAGCAUCAUUAUGGAAAACUUCCAACGUUUUUCUUUGGCUUCAUCAGAGACUCCUGCUGUUCUCACUCUCAUCUUGUGAACUUUAGUCUUUUUUAUGUUUAAACAAUAUGUAACAAUAUGUCUUUGGUGAUGUAUCUGGCAGCCUGAUUAUGUAACAAAUAAAACUGUUCAUUUUGUUGGUUUGAAA
Molecule: messenger RNA, 524 nt
Organism: Girardinichthys multiradiatus
Lineage: Eukaryota; Metazoa; Chordata; Actinopteri; Cyprinodontiformes; Goodeidae
Gene: tomm5
Product: translocase of outer mitochondrial membrane 5 homolog (yeast)
Exons: 2
Coding region: 93-248 (51 amino acids)
Cellular component (GO): mitochondrial outer membrane translocase complex
Source: RefSeq, a predicted model, not a curated record